ACGCGAUGGGGACAAGCGUAUUCAGCAGAGUGUGCUUGAUAGCGAGUGUAGCGAUGAUCAUGUUCGAUCAUGCCUUGAGCUUCACUCUUCCAACAACUACUCUCUCUGCAGGAAUGCGACAGAACUUGGGACACUCUUGCAGAUCAAGGAGUGGAAGGACAAACGCUUUGAAGAUGAAGCUUGAUGUCGCUCCUCAGGUGAUUCAACAAUUCCCCACAGCGCAGGAGCAAAACGAAUGUUUGAACGUGGUAAACAGAGCCAUUGCAGAGCUGAACAAGAACACAAAGAGCACAAGUGAAAUGGGGCGUGCAGAAGGUGUGACUUACAUUUUGGCGGGUGGAAGACCACAGAAGGGGGUGAUAUCUGUUCGAUUCAAUUGCAAGUUCAAGAAGGGCACUACAGCCAUGCAACCAGGAUUCAUGGCCAAGAGCAUGCCUUUCUUCGGACCGUCGACGAACGAAGGGGAAGGCAGAGGUUUCCAAGUAGCCCAGGUCUCUUGUCAAGCGACGGCUACUGACGUCAUUCAACUUUCUAUUGAUGUGGAUGGAGGAUGGGGGAGAAGAUUGGCGAUAAUUGGUCGGUAGUCUGCAGCUACGUUGCUAGCUCCUUCUUCUCUGUAGAUUACACUAUCCUCCGAAUAAAAUCUCGCCACUCACUG
Guillardia theta CCMP2712 is the source of this 658-nucleotide messenger RNA. RefSeq lists its product as hypothetical. The transcript has 4 exons. Bases 6 to 584 code for a protein of 192 amino acids. The record is from RefSeq and is a predicted model, not a curated record. NCBI's taxonomy places the organism in Eukaryota, Cryptophyceae, Pyrenomonadales, Geminigeraceae.